AUGAGCCAAAUCAAAACAGCAGCUAUUUUAAUCAUUGGUGAUGAAGUAUUAAAUGGUAAAAUUCAAGAUACAAAUUCAAGAUUUUUUGCCAAAUUUUUAUUUGAAAAGGGUAUUCAAUUACAAAAAAUUCUUGUUAUUGGUGAUGAAUCCCAAGAUAUUAUUGAAUCUGUCCGUGAAUUAUCAUCAAAAUAUGAUUUUAUUGUCACUACAGGUGGGAUUGGUUCAACUCAUGAUGAUAUUACUUAUGAAUCAAUCGCAAAAGCUUUUGAUUUAAAUUUAGAAUUACACCAGGAAACUGUGGAUAAGAUGAUUAAAUUACGUAAAUCUACUUCUAAACAAUUAGAAGGUGAUGCUUUAAAAGCUCAAUUAAGAAUGGCUACAUUACCUAAAGGUUCAAAUGUUGAAAAUAUUUAUCUUAAUGAAGAAUUAUGGGUUCCAAUAGUUGGAAUAAAUAAAAAAUUAUAUAUUUUCCCUGGUGUACCACAAUUAUUUGAAAAAAUGGUUAAAGGACUUGUUGAACAACAUUUAAAUUCAAGAAUCCCUGAAGAAAAUAAAUUUAUUAGAUUUUAUGUAUCAACAAAAUUAUCAGAAAGUGAAAUAGCACCACAUUUAACUCAAUUACAAAAAAAAGCUCAAGAUGAUGGGUUUGAAGAUGUUAAGAUUGGAAGUUAUCCACAUCUAGGAUUACAAGUGAAUACAAUUUCAAUAUUAGCUAGAUCUAAAAACAAAGAUUACCUAAGAUCUAUAGUGGAUUAUUCAAUUAAGAAUUUACAAGGUGUUGAAAUUGAUUCAAAAUUAGAAGAUGAAUAUAGUAAUAACGUUGAUCCGUUGAAGUGA
Molecule: messenger RNA, 837 nt
Organism: Hansenula ciferrii
Lineage: Eukaryota; Fungi; Ascomycota; Saccharomycetes; Phaffomycetales; Wickerhamomycetaceae
Gene: FPY1
Product: flavin adenine dinucleotide pyrophosphatase
Exons: 1
Coding region: 1-837 (278 amino acids)
Source: RefSeq, a predicted model, not a curated record